AAACUAGAAGACCGGGAGUUGGAGACUUCUAGCUUGAGCCUUGAACUACCCUUCCACAUUCGGUUGCUUAGCCUCUGCAAAGAGAGCCAAAGGCUUUCCGUUUCCUUAUUCCAACUUUAUUCUUUUAAUUCUAAUUCUAUUCGUCCGCUACUCUAUUCUGUUCUACUGUGUUUCCCCCAGUAGAUAUUAUUAAACCGUGGACUUGGAGAAGGAUAAAAAUCAAAUACUAAGCACGGAGCGGGAGAAUGACCGGUGGAAUUAGGCAGUGAGCUUUCGGUCUUUUGGUCUUCGAAUCUUCGUCUCGGAACGCGAGGGAUAGGGUAGGAAUAAGGUCGGAGUCGAUCGGAGAUAGGAGCAUCGAGGAGACGAAAUGAAGAGGGUUUUCGGUGCCUCGAAGAAGAAGGAUCCCCCUCCGACGAUCGAGGAUUCUACUGAUAAGAUAAAUAAAAGAGGGGAAAUAGCUGAUGAAAAAAUCAAAAAGCUUGAUGCCGAACUGGCUAGAUACAAAGAACAGAUUAAGAAGACUCGACCUGGUCCUGCUCAAGAAGCUGUUAAAGCCCGUGCCAUGAGGGUUCUCAAGCAAAAGAGGAUGUACGAAGGACAGCGUGACAUGUUAUAUAAUCAGACAUUUAACCUUGACCAAGUUUCUUUUGCUGCGGAGGGUCUUAAAGAUGCUCAACAAACUAUGUCAGCACUGAAGUCUGCAAAUAAGGAGUUGAAAGGAAUGAUGAAAACUGUGAAGAUUGAAGACAUAGAUAGUAUGCAAGAUGAGAUGAUGGAUCUGAUGGAUACGAGUACAGAAAUACAAGAAUCUCUUGGUAGAAGCUACAAUGUCCCUGACGACAUUGAUGAGGAUGAACUUAUGGGUGAGCUAGAUGCUUUGGAAGCUGAUAUGGGAGCAGAGACCGAAUCCGAUGCUGUCCCUUCUUAUCUUCAACCAGAUAAGGAACCUGAUUUGGAUGCGGAACUCAACUUGCCUGCAGCGCCAACUAGCCAUUCAGCAGUACCACCCAACAGACAGCACCCCCAGGCGGAGGAUGAAUUAGGCUUGCCAUCUGUGCCUCAAGCAUCUGUAAGGAGUUAGAGAGUGAGCUGCUUGCUGAAUGUAAAAUUCACAUCCGGUACAGGGUUAGUAUAACCUCUGGAUUUGGGAGAUUACUCACUGUAUCUACUAAAAAUUGGGAGACUGUUGCUUUGUUUUUCUUAUUAUUGAAAUACAUGCAGCUAAAAGUAGGGGGAGUUUGGACUUGAGUUUAUGAUAUAAAUACUAUCAGCCAUGGUGAAGACUUCAGUGCAUCAAUAAUAAUUAAACAACCUUUUCCUUGUGCAAA
Molecule: messenger RNA, 1331 nt
Organism: Phoenix dactylifera (date palm)
Lineage: Eukaryota; Viridiplantae; Streptophyta; Magnoliopsida; Arecales; Arecaceae
Product: vacuolar protein sorting-associated protein 60.2-like
Biological process (GO): vesicle budding from membrane; late endosome to vacuole transport via multivesicular body sorting pathway
Cellular component (GO): multivesicular body
Source: RefSeq, a predicted model, not a curated record